Messenger RNA from Astrephomene gubernaculifera, 2707 nucleotides. Lineage: Eukaryota; Viridiplantae; Chlorophyta; Chlorophyceae; Chlamydomonadales; Astrephomenaceae. The record is from the annotation of a GenBank genome assembly.
CACAGGCAUCCAUAACACCUGAGUGAACCCUGCUGCAUGUAUGCAUCUCCACGCAGCAGGGGUUCCGAGCAAUUGAGAGAGCAGGCCGUGAGAUAUCGCUUCGUUCGGAUAUACUCGCCUACGUAUCAACAUCCGCGGCCAUCUAGGAUAACGGCCAGUCGUUUCAGUAGCUAGAGUAGGUUCUUCAAGUAAGACCAUUGAAACGACACUUCCGUUGAGGCCUUAUAAAGGAUAUAGUUAAAUACUUCCGCUGUGUUCCAACACAAUUAUUAUACUGCACCAUAUGCUGGCAGCGCAAGCGUCGUAAACGUUCGCCCGUCGCUGGUCUCAGAAACAGCUAAAGCGGAGGAGCCUACAGCUUAUUCAUAGUAACCUCAGGCCGUACACUCCAGGUCCAGUUCUAUGGGAGGCGCAUCACAGAAGACAAGGCUGCUGCAGAGCCUUAGCUGUGUGGCCGCUCAUGCAAGGCCUGCAUCGCUUGGCGGGCUGCUGAGCUCCACCGCUGCCUCACGGCCAGCUCUACUGCCUCAGAGGGUGCCCAGCAGUUCGCUGUCCACCUGUAAUGUCGCAUCACGGUUGCUCCCGGUUUCUGCUUUCCAGCCCGCCCUUCCCUCUCCCAGUCGCACGAUGCUGCCCUUGCUGGAGGGGCUUACGGGAAACGCGGCUGCUGCAGCAGCAAGUCGGGCUUUUCCGGCAGGCGGUACUUCCCUCACCGCUAUUGCGCGAUGCAUGUCGACAGGAUCUAGCACCCACACCCACUCUCCCUGGCAGAUAUUUGCAGCGACUUGUAGGGCUGCCUACGUGCUCUUGAAGGCAGUGCUUGGGGUGGUCUUCUCGAUGGUCCUGUUUUUUGUGAGCGUAGAAGCCUUUGGGCCAUUCCUAUGCGGUGCCCUGUGCCUCGUUCCGGCGAUGGCUAGAAUCCGACGUUUCGGCAACCUAACAUCCCGGUGGACGUUCCCUGACAACUUCUAUGCUACAUGCUUGGCAUACGCGGGCGUGUCUGCCGUUGUGAUAACGGAGAUCGAAAAGGUGCCGUACACCCUCCGCCUGCAUAAGAUCAAGUCAAUGGCGCCCAAAACUGGCGGGCAGUACGUACCGGCACGGCCACUUGAGGACUUCUUCGCUGAGGCCAGCUCCAUUGUGGGCUGGCGGAACCAGCUGCUCCCCGCCGACCACCCUGACGUGGUGCGAGUGCGGAGGGUGCUGCAGCGGCUGGCUGCUGCUGCUGCGGGCCGGGGUGGGGGCCAGUACGACCACAUGCGGGCUGACAUGCCGUGGGCGGUGGCGGUGGUGGCACCCGUGGUUGGGGCCAGCGAGGAGCAGCUCAAGCAGCGCCGGGAAGAUUGGAUGGCCGGGCGCGAUGACAGCCAGAAGUUUGAUACACCAGCCCAUGAAGUCGGGUUGGCGUAUGACUACCCAAUCUGCGUAAUUCCCCGAGGCGAAGACAAGAUGCACGAGGUCCUGCUCAACCAGCGCACGUUGCAGCUGGCGGGGGAGGAUGAGUCACUGCUGGCCGCAGCGCUGGCGCACAAGCUGGCGGUAAAGCUGGCACGGCAUGAGGUUGAGGACCGUAAAUUCCAUGUGCUUGGACACUUGGGAGUGAUGCUUGAGGACGAGGAUCCCGAGGUUCCUGUGUGGCACAGGCGCACGCACGAGGCCGACUUCAUUGCCGUACACCUGCUGUCCGAGGCCGGGUACGACCCCGCGGGCAUGGUACGAUGGCUGGAGCGCAUCCAGGAGCAGGAGCAGCGGGGGAAAGAGCAGCGGGAGCAGGACCAGCGGGAGCGAAAGCAGCACAAGAGUUCACCCUCAGAGAAGGAGACGGGGCAGCAGAAGUCUGCUGAUGACCCGGUGGCACUCAACCGCCAGCAGCGUGACGCCACGUAUGCCUCUUGGCCCCUAUCGGACGACCUGUUCCUGGCGCCUGUCAAGGAGCGGUUGCGACGGGUGCAGCAGCAGCUUAGACGCAUGGACGAGGCCGGCCAGCUGAAGCAGCAGCGCGCACAGCACACCGUCAACUCCUGAGCGGAAGGUUUGGAAUUAUGGGCGGCCGGCGGCGGCUGCAAUGUGCUAGCUUGAUCGCGAGGGCCUUAACAAUAUACACGCUAGGAGUACUUGGUUAGGGUGGCAAGGGAUAUGCUUCUGUGUCGAUGUUGGGUCAGUUACAACGAAGCGACGUGGCGGUGGCCAUGGUGGCUGUGUCCUGGAAAUGAUAGUAGCCAUAAGCAGCAGCAGGGAGCAGCAGCUGGGUAUAAGCUAUUACUAGGAAACAGUGGGCUCGCUCACGCACACGUCGGCACCUGCCAAGGCGCUGGAUAGUAGCCUUCUUUUUUUGCUGUGGUAGGUCGUGAUGGGACAUGAGCUAGCUGUCUCCCAGUUAGAAGCAGAGCACGUACAAAUCUGCAAGUUGUGAGGGGCUCCCAUAGUAAUAACCAGAGCGUACAUGGAUGUGAACAAAGAGGUUGCAUGCGGCGCAGUGCAGUUUAUUUACAACUACCGGUGAGAUGUCUAGGCACGUAGAUAACGCUGUGCUGCAACUAAACGCUCUUGGAAUGUGUUAGAAUUACGACUAUACGAGCCCUGUGGUGCUUUGCAUGGUGCCCUGUGAUCAGCACGGUAUGCGUACGAGUGCCCCGCAAAAGCCUACCGUGCAGAUGCCGUACGUCAAUGUGCCCCAAAAGGUUGUCUGUGGCUAUUUAUGUUGGGC